Messenger RNA from Peromyscus maniculatus bairdii (prairie deer mouse), 1680 nucleotides. Its product is annotated as keratin, type I cytoskeletal 14. Gene Ontology annotation, molecular function: structural molecule activity. Gene Ontology annotation, biological process: intermediate filament organization; epithelial cell differentiation. The record is from RefSeq and is a predicted model, not a curated record. Gene Ontology annotation, cellular component: keratin filament; cytoskeleton. NCBI's taxonomy places the organism in Eukaryota, Metazoa, Chordata, Mammalia, Rodentia, Cricetidae.
CCUUUUCUGACUUACCUGAGUAGCACUCUCUUCUCUCUGCCGGCUCACUUGCUCACUUGCUCACCUCUCGCAAAACGAUGACCACCUGCAGCCGCCAGUUCACCUCCUCCAGCUCCAUGAAGGGCUCCUGUGGCAUUGGUGGUGGCUCUAGCCGCAUCUCCUCCGUCCUGACUGGAGGAUCCUGCCGGGCUCCCAGCACCUAUGGGGGCCUGUCAGUCAGCUCCUCUCGCUUCUCCUCUGGGGGAGCCUGUGGGAUUGGGGGUGGCUAUGGUGGGGGCUUCAGCAGCAGCAGCUUUGGGGGCGGCCUGGGUAGUGGCUUUGGUGGUGGCUUUGGUGGCGGUAUUGGUAGUGGCUUUGGUGGUGGCAGCUUUGGUGGUGGCUUUGGUGGUGGUCUUGGUGGCGGCUUCGGUGGUGGUGAUGGGCUCCUGGUGGGCAGUGAGAAAGUGACCAUGCAGAACCUCAAUGACCGUCUGGCCAGCUACCUGGACAAGGUGCGAGCCCUGGAGGAGGCCAACACUGACCUGGAGGUGAAGAUCCGCGACUGGUACCAGAGGCAGCGGCCCACUGAGAUCAAAGACUACAGCCCUUACUUCAAGACCAUCGAGGACCUGAAGAGCAAGAUCCUUGCAGCCACUGUGGACAAUGCCAAUGUCCUCCUGCAGAUCGACAAUGCCCGGCUGGCCGCUGAUGACUUCCGCACCAAGUAUGAGACAGAGCUGACCCUUCGCAUGAGUGUGGAAGCUGAUAUCAAUGGCCUGCGCCGGGUGCUGGAUGAGCUGACCCUGGCCAGAGCUGACCUGGAGAUGCAGAUUGAGAGCCUGAAGGAAGAGCUGGCCUACCUGAAGAAGAACCACGAGGAGGAGAUGGCCUCCAUGAAAGGCCAGGUGGGUGGAGAUGUCAAUGUGGAGAUGGAUGCAGCACCUGGUGUGGACCUGAGCCGCAUCCUGAAUGAGAUGCGAGACCAGUAUGAGAAGAUGGCGGAGAAGAACCGGAAGGAUGCCGAGGAGUGGUUCUUCACCAAGACUGAGGAGCUGAACCGCGAGGUGGCCACCAACAGCGAGCUGGUGCAGAGCGGCAAGAGUGAGAUCUCUGAGCUCCGACGCACCAUGCAGAACCUGGAGAUCGAGCUGCAGUCCCAGCUCAGCAUGAAAGCAUCUCUGGAGAAUAAUCUGGAGGAGACCAAAGGCCGCUACUGCAUGCAGCUGUCUCAGAUUCAGGAGAUGAUCAGCAGCGUGGAGGAGCAGCUGGCUCAGCUGCGCUGUGAGAUGGAGCAGCAGAACCAGGAGUACAAGAUCCUGCUGGAUGUGAAGACCCGGCUGGAGCAGGAGAUUGCCACCUACCGUCGCCUGCUGGAGGGCGAGGAUGCCCACCUCUCAUCCACCCAGUUCUCCUCAUCCUCCCAGUUCUCCUCUGGUUCUCAGUCAUCAAGAGACGUGACCUCCACCAAUCGCCAGAUCCGCACCAAGGUCAUGGAUGUGCAUGACGGCAAGGUGGUCUCCACCCACGAGCAGGUCCUGCGCACCAAGAACUGAGGCUGCUAGGCACUGCUCAGACCUAGAGGCCCAUGUGUGGACACAGACACUGCUGAAAGAACCCCUCUACUGUCCCCACACACUUCACCCCUUACGUGACCCUCCUCCCUCCUGGCAAUCAAUAAAGCUUCUUUUCUGAGUUGCACAA